AGGCACUUGACGGGAACACUACAUCCGGGUAACCGCUGGGGUCCUGACAGCGCGGAAAAAAAAGCUUAGCUAAAUAAUCCGAGCAGCAUGUCUGGAAGAGAAGGAGGUAAAAAGAAACCCCUCAAAGCUCCCAAGAAGCAGUCGAAGGAGAUGGAUGAUGAGGACAUGGCUUACAAACAGAAGCAGAAAGACGAGCAGAAAGCAAUGGAACAGAUGAAAGCCAAGGCUGCUGGAAAAGGACCUUUGACUGGAGGAGGAAUCAAGAAGUCUGGGAAGAAAUGAAUGUGUUUUUAUUGUAUAUUUGCUUGCUGUUCAAACCACCAACUUAUGAUUUGGGUCCACAGUGGCAAAGUAAAAUAGUUAUUUUUUUUUAGUUGCUUUAUAUUGCUCUUGUUAACUAAUAAAGGCUGUAAAUUUCGAAUUC
Puntigrus tetrazona (Sumatra barb) is the source of this 424-nucleotide messenger RNA. RefSeq names its product translation machinery associated 7 homolog (gene tma7). The record is from RefSeq and is a predicted model, not a curated record. The transcript has 4 exons. Lineage: Eukaryota; Metazoa; Chordata; Actinopteri; Cypriniformes; Cyprinidae. Bases 88 to 282 code for a protein of 64 amino acids.